Molecule: messenger RNA, 2455 nt
Organism: Notolabrus celidotus (New Zealand spotty)
Lineage: Eukaryota; Metazoa; Chordata; Actinopteri; Labriformes; Labridae
Gene: serpini1
Product: serpin peptidase inhibitor, clade I (neuroserpin), member 1
Exons: 9
Coding region: 320-1579 (419 amino acids)
Biological process (GO): negative regulation of endopeptidase activity
Molecular function (GO): serine-type endopeptidase inhibitor activity
Source: RefSeq, a predicted model, not a curated record
AUCUGUUCUGCCGGAGAAUUAGGAUUACACGGACAGAUUAGAGGCUGCUUUUAAAGGCCAGUAAGUUUAAUUGCAUGGAAUUAAUCAGGUUGUCAGGAUUAAACCUUUGCUACUUAAACCACGAGAGAUUUCCUGACAUAUUCAGCUCUUUUUAGUCACCGGGGAACAUUUUAAAGAAGGGUAUUGGGUUUCCCCAUCUACCUGUGAGGCAUGCUGGGAACCCCACCUGAGCAGACUGUAGCCAAAGUUGGGCUCAAGUGAGGGAUCCCCUUGCAGACAACACGCCACAACUCAAAAGCUCUCUGCGGUCCGUGCUGCGAUGUUGAUCCUGGACGUUUUGUCCCCUCUCCUCCUCCUCCUCCUCCCCUCCAUCCUGUUGCCGCGCUACGGUUGCCGGGCGGCGGACAUUCCAGAGGACACUACAUCAGAGUUCUCGGUCAGACUGUACCACCAGCUGCAGGCGGCGGGGGAUCAGGACAACAUCAUUUUCUCCCCACUGAGCGUGGCAGUGGCCCUCGGCAUGGUGGAGCUGGGAGCUAAGGGGGCUUCGCUGGAGGAGAUCAGACAGGCGGUGGGGUUCAGUCACCUCCUGCCAGGAGUGGAGUUUUCUUUGCUUCAGAACCUGACCACAGCUCUAUCAGACGAUGAUGCCCACUACGUGGUUCGAUUUGCAAACAGCCUCUUCCUGCAGGAGGGGGUCACCUUUAAUCCAGAGUUUCUGCAUCUUAUGAGAAAGUACUUCAAGGCUGACGUUGAAACAGUAGACUUCAGCGAAUCAGCAGCUGUGGCUGAUCAGAUCAACAGCUGGGUGGAAAAUCAUACCGAGAGUAAGAUCCGAGAGCUGCUGUCUGCCGAGGAUUUCAGCAGUGUGACCCGCCUGACGCUGGUGAACGCCGUCUACUUCAGAGGCUCCUGGAAAAACCAGUUCAGGCCAGAGAACACCAGAACCUUCUCCUUCAGCAAAGACGACGGAUCAGAGGUCCAGACACUUAUGAUGUACCAACAGGGAGACUUCUACUAUGGUGAGUUUAGCGAUGGCUCACAGGAAGCAGGAGGCGUCUACCAGGUGUUAGAGAUGCCUUAUGAAGGGGAGGACAUGUCUAUGAUGAUCGUUCUGCCCCGACAGGAGGUACCGCUGGCGUCACUUGAGCCCAUCAUUAAAGCACAGCUGCUAGAGGAGUGGGCUAACAAUGUAAAACGGCAGAAGGUGGAGGUCUAUCUACCAAGGUUCAAAGUGGAGCAGAAGAUCGACCUAAGAAGCACUCUGCAGGAUCUGGGAAUAAAGAACAUCUUCACCAACAAUGCUGAUCUGUCCGCCAUGACAAAUGGUAAGGACCUGUACAUCGGGAAGGCAGUGCAGAAGGCGUACCUGGAGGUGACUGAGGAAGGGGCAGAGGGAGCCGUUGGGUCAGGGAUGAUCGCCCUGACAAGGACCCUUGUGCUGUACCCACAGGUCAUGGCUGAUCACCCCUUCUUCUUCGUCAUAAGAAACAGACGGACAGGGUCCAUCCUCUUCAUGGGCAGGGUCAUGACUCCUGAAGUCAUCGACCCCAACGACCACGACUUUGACUCCAUGUAAUCUAAUCAUGGUGUGAGGUCACUCAGUCUCAGCCAAUCAGAUCCUGACGUCAUAAACGCUACCUAUCCCACUUUUGCCAUCAUCAGCUGUGUUUUAUACUCUUGAAAAAAAUAUAUUAUACUGAAUAUUAUACAAUAUAUUAUAUAUUGAAAUAUGACAUACAACAUUAAUGUGACUGUGUUUUGAUACUGGAAGCUUUAAUCUCUUGGGUACAGUAAUGCAGAAAGGGGAAGAUGUAAAUAUUCUCUGGUUAUAGAUGGUUUGUACAUGAGCAAGAAGAACACAUGAAAUGUAAUUCACGCACAACCCCUUUAAGUUCAGCUGCUUUUUAUUCACCUGCGCCCACAUACACACACGAACACACACACACAGAGACGCAUACACAGUGCACAAAACAUUAUCUCUCUACUUCUUGAAAAGUUUCUGCUCUUUCUUACGAUAUGCACACGCUGUUAUUUCCACACCUUAAAUAUACCCCUGUACAUUUGACAUUGUGUUCUAUAUAUACUUAUAUAUGCUCAAUAUUUAUUGCAGAAUACACAUGUGCAAACAUUUUGUCCUAACACGAUGAAUCUUAGUAACAUAUCUUCUAUAUCUUCAGGCAGUAUUCUAGUCAUUUUUUACACUGUAGGCACAUGGCUAAUCUGCUGAUGAACUAAUAUGCCUUAUCACAUCAGAGUGGUUGAUUUCGCCCCAGCUGGGCAUCUCACAGGUGAGCAGAGGGGACUGCGUAACUAUGGCAUGUUGCUAUAGAAACAGAGAGGGGGAAAAUGUGCUGUACAAAACAGUACAGGAUGUACAUACAGGGAAAAACAGUAACACCAGCUGUAUUCAGUCUUUCCAAAAUAAAAACAUGAAUGUGUUCCCAUUAUAAAA